GUAAAAUAUUUAAUCUCAAACUCAACCUUAACAAAACUUGCAAUUGCCUCUCUCUCUCUCUCUCUCUCUCUCUGAAAUCCAAACGAUCGGCAACUAUCUUCAAAAUCGGCGAUUCGCAGCCAUCUUUCGAUGCAUUGAUUCGCAGCAGAUGGAAUCAAGUUCUGCAAUUUAGGGUUUAAAGGGAAGUGAAUUUUCAGCCAUUACAGGGAGAUUUCUUUGAAGUUUGGCCAUAACUCAGGACUGUGAAAAGAAGGGGUUGCCCCUUACUCCCAUUGCUUUAAGAAUGGUUUAUCACUCAAGUUUUGUAGAUGAAGAAGGCAUUACUAAAGCUUGUGGGUGCCCUCUACUCCCCUUGAAAAGCCACAUUAAAGGCCCUGCUCCAGUUUCUAAUAAAGAUAGGAGUGAUAUUGUGGAUGAAGCCAUCACUUUCUUUCGAGCAAAUGUUUUCUUUAGGAACUUUGACAUCAAAAGCUCUGCAGAUAAGCUUCUCAUCUAUCUCACCCUGUACAUAAACGUGGCUCUAAAGAGGCUUGAAGGUUGUAGAACUUUGGCUGAAGGGACAAAAGCCAUCAUUAAUCUCGGGCUUGAGAAGGUCCCUGUGCCUGGAGAACCUGGGUUCCCUUUUGGUGGUCUAUUUGCUCUUCCACCGUCGCAGCGAGAAGCAGAAUUGUUCAGGAAUUAUCUUAAACAGAUCAGAGAGGAAACCAGUGGGAGGUUGCUGAGGUGUGCAUAUCGGCCCAAUGGCACCCCAAACAAAUGGUGGCUGGCAUUUGCUAAGCGGAAAUUCAUGAAUAUUAUUGUUCCUUAAGUGUAGAAAGGUGAUGCAAUGCAGUAAUCUAUGAUGUCUCAUACCUGCACAAGAUUUCACUGUUUCUAAUUUCUGGAUGGUUCUUCAAUUCAAUUUGUCUUUCCAUGCCUAAGCAUCUGUAUUUGCAGGAAUCCACUUCUCUCUCUCUAGUGUGUGCAUGUGUACACGCACAUAUUUAGGUUCUUUUUCUCAAGUGUAACAUAGUGGAGAUUGGAUAUUUUUAAACCGGAAGAAUGAUGGUCAGUGCAUGCGACGUGGAACCUGGAUUCCAAACUCUGUUUGCCUUUCUCAAAUGCAAUGCUGUUUGAUUUUCCAAUGUAAUGUUAGAUAAUAUAUUAAUGAUUGUAUAUGGAGAGCAAUUUAAUGAGAAAAGAUAUGGUACUUAUAGCCUCA
Molecule: messenger RNA, 1201 nt
Organism: Amborella trichopoda
Lineage: Eukaryota; Viridiplantae; Streptophyta; Magnoliopsida; Amborellales; Amborellaceae
Gene: ARPC3
Product: actin-related protein C3
Biological process (GO): regulation of actin filament polymerization; Arp2/3 complex-mediated actin nucleation
Cellular component (GO): cytoskeleton; Arp2/3 protein complex
Source: RefSeq, a predicted model, not a curated record